This is a messenger RNA of Manis javanica (Malayan pangolin), 2371 nucleotides long. It is a transcript of the gene ZNF233, whose product is annotated as zinc finger protein 233. Lineage: Eukaryota; Metazoa; Chordata; Mammalia; Pholidota; Manidae. Gene Ontology annotation, biological process: regulation of transcription by RNA polymerase II. Gene Ontology annotation, molecular function: DNA-binding transcription factor activity, RNA polymerase II-specific; RNA polymerase II transcription regulatory region sequence-specific DNA binding. The record is from RefSeq and is a predicted model, not a curated record. Gene Ontology annotation, cellular component: nucleus.
CACUUCCGCUCGAGGCGGACGAGGCCGCGUCAGGACCCCUAUGGGAGUGAGCGUGGAAAGGGAGAUGUACCAUUGAGACUUCAGCCUAAAUGAAGAAAAUUCACAAGCAUCUAUAUCUUUUACAAAACCAGAUACUGAUGUCAAAUAUCAUUACAGGACAACAAAUAAGUAAACAGCCAAUCAGAAUUAUGGACUUCCCAGAAAUAGCUCUGCAUUGCCAGGCCUCGGCCCUUCCCCAGAAAGAGCAGGAGAAAAUGACCGAGUUUCAGGAGGCAGUGACCUUCGAGGACGUGGCUGUGGUCUUCAGCAAGGAGGAGCUCCGGCUGCUGGACGCCCCCCAGAGGCAGCUGUACCGAGACGUGACGCUGGAGAACUUCCGGAACCUGGUCUCUGUGGGCUAUGAACCCUUCCAAUUAGACAUGAUACUGCAGCUGGGGAGAGAAGAGAAGCUUUGGAUGACAGAGUCAGAAACCCGAGCCGGGAGUUCAGGAAACAGGAAUAAAAAUGAGAUAGAAACUCUUCAAGAAGUAGGCUUAAAGUGCCUUUUACAAGAAGACCUUCUGUGCUGGCCAAUGUGGGAACAGUUUAUAAAGAAAUUAACCAGAAAUCAAGACUUGACAAUAAAUCUGCAAGACAAGAGGUCCAAAUUGCCAGAACAAGGUGAUUGCUGUCAGGAGUGGGCAGGAAGCUAUUCUGGAGAACCUAUUCAGGUUUCUGAGGAUGAGAACUGUAUAAUAAAGCUUCCAGGGGAGAGUUCCAAUAGUGUACAAGAGUUUCCAAUGAAGACCAUCUGGGAUUUCUGGAAGAAAAUGUACCUGAGAGAGUCACAGCAUCAUCAGAGUAGUUGUCAGCAAAUUGAUGUCAAAAAUAAACUGUGUCAGUGUGAUCAUUGUAUUCUGAGAAAGACCCCUUUUCACCAUGCUGGUCAGGAAGUACACAAACGUGUGAGGGCUUGCUGCCACAAUGACUGUGGGAAAGACUUCAUGAAGAAACCAUUACAGCAUGGUCCACUCCACUCAGGAGAGCAACCUCCCAUUAAGAAUGGAAAACGGUUUGGCCUUGGCUUUGAUCUUGAACUUCAUCAGCAAUUGCACCUAAUGAAGAAGUCCCAUACACGUAGUGAGUGUGGGAAAGGCAUCAGUUACAGCUCAGAGCUUUGCAUUCAUCAGAGUGCUCACACAGGAGAGAAGUGCUGUGGGAAUGAGGAGUGUGGUGAGGACUUCAUUCUGAGCUCACAUCUGCAAACUCGUCCUAGAGUCAGCAUACGAGAGAAACCCUAUAAAGGUCAGGUGUGUGCUAAGAGCUUCAAUCAGAACCCUUCUGUCACUCAUGAGCCCACUCACCCAGGAGGGCAUAUGUGUAGGUGUGACAGGGGUGGGAAGGGUACCAGUCAUAGCUUAGGUCCUAAUACUCACUGUGUAGACAACACUGGAAAGAAAUCCUGUAAUUCUGAGGUGUGUGAUAAAGGCUUCAGUCAGACAUCACAACUUCAAGCCCACCAGAGAGCCCACCCCAGAGACAAAACAUACAAAUGGGAGGCAUGUGACAGGCUAUUUAAUCAGAUUUCUGGUCCCCAUCAGAGAGCUCAUGCUAGAGAGAAGCUGUAUAAAUGUGAGGUAUGUGGGAAGGACUUCAGUAAGGCCUCAAAUCUCCAAGCGCAUCAAAGAAUUCACACUGGAGAGAAACCAUAUAAAUGUCAUGUGUGUGAUAAGAACUUCAACCAGAAUUCCCAUCUUCAGGCCCAUCACAGAGUCCACACAGGUGAGAAGCCCUACAAAUGUGAGACAUGUGGUAAGGGCUUUAGUCAGAGUUCACAUCUUCAAGCCCAUUGGAGAGUCCAUACAGGAGAGAAACCCUACAAAUGUUUUGACUGCGGUAAGGGCUUCAGUAAGAGUUCAUGUCUUCAAGUUCAUCAGAGAGUCCAUAAAGGUGGUAAGUCCACUGCACAUGAUGAGUGUGGUAAAAGUGUUCUUCAGAAUUUAGACUUCUCAUUUUCAUCGGAAAACCUACACAGCAGAGAAUGUUUAUAAAAUGUGUUUUAAGAAUUUGGAAGUAAGCUGAGUUUUUUUUUUAUAGUCAUCUGAAUUCCACUGGAGGAAACCUAUUGUAUAGAUAUGACCAGUGUUUCCAACAGAGCUCAAAGUGUCACAUUUCUCUAAAGAAUGCAAAACAGAAACCCUAUAAGAAUGGUACAGUAUGUUUCAAUCAGAACCUUCAUGUUCAAUAGAAUCUAUAUGGGAGAGAGGUCUUAAAAAUGGUAAGUAAGGGAACAACCUAAGACAGGCACAGUCACAGGGGGCCAUCAGGUGAGAAAUUGGGGCCCAACAGAGGUGAGGCUUAGAACCUCACCCCCCUGUUUUGAGAGAAAUCU